Molecule: messenger RNA, 979 nt
Organism: Drosophila gunungcola (fruit fly)
Lineage: Eukaryota; Metazoa; Arthropoda; Insecta; Diptera; Drosophilidae
Exons: 1
Coding region: 16-834 (272 amino acids)
Source: RefSeq, a predicted model, not a curated record
AGGUCAGUCAAGAAAAUGCCUCGCCCGCGUUCGGAAGUCUUUGUGGGACUGGGACUGGCACUGCUUACGAUCCUGGGAUCAGUCCUGGCUCGCUCGAAUCUCAGCAGCUUGCAGGAACUGGAGCUCAGCUCGCUGCGCACCCACAAACAGCUUUUGCAGGCGGAGAUUGCCAGGCUUUUUCUAGAGCAACCGCCUCGAGCGGAGACUCAACUUAUGCUUGACGACCUGCAGCUGAGAGAUCACCAAUUGGGUCUGCAAAUAGAGAACCUGGAGGGAAUCUCCAAGGGCGAGACCACCCAGAGGCUGGCCAUCAAUCUGACCGCUGACUUUGAGCACCUGCAGCACAAGCUGGACGACUUAAAACGUCAACUUGAGCUGCUAAAUGGACGGUUUGCCUCCCAAGGAAAGCAGCUGGAAGGACACUCAGCGGAAAUAGCUCCGCCGGCGCCCUCCGGAUUGGGAUCCUUCCUCUGGGGACCCUUGCUAACCUUGCCUGAGUUUCCGCAGCACAGUGUGGUGGCCAGUGACCAACAACAUAGCCACCAUCAGCAGGAUCACCAGCAGGACCAGCAGCAGGGAUCCAGUCCCUCCAUCAUCAAACGUGUGCUGGACAUGCUUAGGCCUUCCGUGGGAGUGGCCGGCCUAAAAAGCCGUUGGGCCGAAUCAGAGAAAUCAGCUGGAUCGGCAACGACGAAGCCCGUCCUCCAGAAGCCCGUCCUCAGCGCCGAGGAGCUCCUCCCACAGCUGCAGGAGCAGCGCAGGUUCCUCGAUAAUGCCAUUACCAGACUGGAGCUUCUGGCGGCCACCAAGGGCUCAAAAACAAAAUUGAAUUAAUUAGGCGUUAAUUAGUAAUAUAAGAAUAUAUGAAAAACCCUGAGGAAAAUACACGUUCAGAUCCAGCAGCAAGAAGAAAGAUAAAAUACUCGUCACACAGAGGAUAAAUAUUAAUCAAUUUAUAUUGCCAGAGAUAAGAAGCUGU